Talpa occidentalis (Iberian mole) is the source of this 2587-nucleotide messenger RNA. It is a transcript of the gene MLPH, whose product is annotated as melanophilin. The coding region runs from base 95 to 2587 and encodes 830 amino acids. Gene Ontology annotation, cellular component: cortical actin cytoskeleton. Lineage: Eukaryota; Metazoa; Chordata; Mammalia; Eulipotyphla; Talpidae. Gene Ontology annotation, molecular function: actin binding; myosin binding; small GTPase binding. The transcript is spliced from 17 exons. Gene Ontology annotation, biological process: intracellular protein transport. The record is from RefSeq and is a predicted model, not a curated record.
UGGCCUUCCUCUUCCUUCUCCCUCCAGGGCGGGAGACAGCAGCCCCUGCAGGACCUGCGCCCCCAGGAAGGAGCCGGGCCCGGCCGCAGCAGACAUGGGGAGGAAGCUGGAUCUCUCCAAGCUCACGGACGAGGAGGCCAGGCAUGUCUGGGAGGUGGUGCAGCGGGACAUCGACCUCAGGAGGAAAGAGGAGGAGAGGCUGGCGGGCUUGAAGGGCCGGAUUGAGAGGGACAGUGCCCAGCGCGAGCUGCUCUCCGACGCGGCCCAGCUGCGCGAGACCCACUGCGCCCGCUGCCUGCAGCCCCUCCGGCUCCUCGGGGGCCCCAGGAGGCAGUGCCUGGACUGCCACCUCUUCGCCUGCCAGGACUGCAGCCGGGCGCGCCCCGAGCCGGAGGGCUGGCUCUGCGGCCCCUGCCACGCGGCCAGAGUCGUGAAGAUGGGCUCGCUGGAGUGGUACUACGGGCACGUGAGGGCACGCUUCAAGAGCUUCGGGAGCGCCAAGGUCAUCCGGUCCCUGUGCGGGAGGCUGCAGGGCGGAGGCUCACCCGACGGAGCGCACGGUGGCCCCGGCGACCAGGGGGGGCCCGAGCCGAGCCCUGGAGAGAGAAGCGGGGACGGCGAACAGACGGAGGAGGAUGGAGACCCGGCCGCGGCCGCCCACGCCCAGUCCCUGGGCAGCAGAGUAUGUCCAGCCGCCCUGCCCCCGCCAGGGGCGCCUCGAGUUCUGACUUCCUCAUACUCGGGUUCACUCAGGCAGCAGGGCCCAGAGGGCAGGCGGGGACCCAGGGGCAGGGAGGCACCCUUGGAAGGCAGCCUUGGUCUCCCACAAAAUCGUGGCUCAGCCCGGCCCAUCCGCCCUUCCCCGGCCCAGCAGCGGCGCCGCCUCUCCAUCCACGGCUCGGACUUCCAGGCGGACUCCGACGACGGCUCUGGGGCCUGCGGCCGCCCCCCCAGCCUGUGCACAGGCUCCGGAGCCACCGCUGGCCUGCAGGCCCCCACAGGUGUGCCCUGCACGGAGGUGGCCCCCACCCAGGGGAUCGAGGUCCCUCAGGGGCCUGCUGCCGGGGCCUCUGGAGCCCACCCUGACCCGGAAGAGCAGACGGACGGCUCCUUCCCAGCCAGACCAGACGCCCUCGCCCAGCUGCCCCUGCCCGCUGAGUCCUGUGUGACAGCCCUGGGGGUUGCCACCCCACCUGGGCCGGCCGUCGCUGCGGGUGAGCGGCUCCCCUCCCGGUGCCCGGCCGAGGUGGACAGCUCUGAUGAAGAGAGCUCCCGGGCCCGCAGGCUGCCCCCGCGCCCUUCCAAGCAGGGAGGCCCGGCACCCGAGAGCCAGCAUCCGGUCGGCAGUGAGCCCACAGACGCCGACAUAGAGGAGGUGACCCUGAGGAGGAAGCUGGAGGAGCUGACCAGCCACGUCAGUGACCAGGGGCCCACAUCCGAGGAGGAGGAGGGCCAAGAGGAAGAGGCGCGGCCGGACAGGAGCACCCCCGCGGAGGACCCCCCCGAGGGAAGUGCAGCUGCAGGCCAACCUUGCGGGCAGGGGAAGACCCCCCAGAGCCCCCAGGACCCCGUGCAGCCCGGCAGGACCACGGACGAGCAGCUGUGCGAGCUGGAGGGCAGAGUGGCCAUGACCGCCUCCGAGGUCCAGCAGGUGGAGAGCGAGGUUUCGGAUAUCGAGUCCAGGAUUGCCGCCCUGCGUGCUGCGGGGCUCACGGUGAGGCCCUCGAGCAGGCCCCGGAGGAAGUCCAACCUGCCGAUAUUUCUCCCCCGACUUGUUGGAAAACUCGGCCAGAGCCCGAAGGACCCCAGUGCAGAUGUUACACACGAGGCCCAGGUGCCGCCUGCACCCUACCUUCUGAAGAGGACGUUCAGCAGCGCCCCCAAGAGUCCAGGCACCAGUGGGGACGCGUUCCCCCGCCAGUCGCUGUACCGUGGCUCGCUGACCCAGAGGAGCCCCAGCGGGAAGAGGGGGACCAGCAGCCAGAGCUUCGCGGUAAUGCUCCUCCCGUGCCUGCACGGCUUCCACCUCUGUGGCCUGUCGGUGUGCGGUCAUGUCGGCGCUGCGUCGCAGGAGAGUUGCAAUAAAACAACUAGAGAAGUGAUCCCAGCAAAAGUAGGCACAGCAGCUGACCUCUGGGCCCACAGGCCAAGGUCAUGCCCACGAAGACUCAGUGCCCAGUGGUCACCAGCAGGGUCCAAAGCCCUUAAUCCCACAGUGCUGCACACCUGCCUCCCCUGCAGCUGGCCCCGCCUCCCCAGCAGCUGGCCCCGCCUCCCCAAAACCUGUGAUGACCCACCAGCCCUAAAAGGGGGCUCCCUGGGCCAGGACAGCGUGACAGAGCAGCCCAGCCUUCCCACCACCACCCUGCACUCCCCACCGUGCACGGCCCCACGGAUGAACAAGAAGCACCAUCCGCCCAUCACGGAAUCCCAUGCGCAGCGUCAGGCCCCAGCCGCCCUCUCCCUUCUCUGUCCGCCGCCGAGGCCCCGCCUGCCUGAGGGCACCGUGUGCAGCAGCGGAGCCUCCACACCCCCUGCUUCCGACACGGAUGGACCGUCCCCCGACACCAUGGCCCCUGGCCGCUAA